Messenger RNA from Anopheles cruzii, 789 nucleotides. Its product is annotated as homeobox protein rough-like. Gene Ontology annotation, molecular function: DNA binding; DNA-binding transcription factor activity, RNA polymerase II-specific. The transcript has 4 exons. The record is from RefSeq and is a predicted model, not a curated record. NCBI's taxonomy places the organism in Eukaryota, Metazoa, Arthropoda, Insecta, Diptera, Culicidae. Gene Ontology annotation, biological process: regulation of DNA-templated transcription. Bases 1 to 789 code for a protein of 262 amino acids.
AUGCUUUCCGAAAAUGGACCCAACUCGACGGUCGAGUUUCCGGUAUCGUACCAUGGUGACCUCCAACCCGGAUCACCUGCGAUCGCCGUUACGGCAAGCGAGCGUAUAAGUAAACCACUGUCUCCGCGAAAGUUUUUCGAGCGUCUCUAUGGAGGAGCGUCGUUCAGGCCGUUCUUUGGUGUGGCUCCAGACGGCACCCAACUGCCGGCGGGAUUGUCUGCGUUUCUGGCCAGACGUCGAAAGAAGGAAGGACGACCGCGGCGUCAGCGCACGACGUUCAGCAGCGAGCAAACGUUAAGGCUUGAGGUUGAGUUUCACCGGAACGAGUACAUCUCGCGCGGUCGGCGGUUGGAGCUGGCCGAAGUGCUGAAGCUAUCCGAGACACAAAUUAAGAUAUGGUUCCAGAAUCGCCGGGCAAAGGACAAACGCAUUGAAAAGGCUCAAAUCGAUCAACAUUGUAGAGCUUUCGCCGCUGUAAAUGGGUUGCUUACACCGUUCAGUCCGCAAUAUCCGGCAUUAAUGGCGACGCAUCAACAAACACACCAACAUCAUAUCCACCUGCACAAUCAACCGCAGCAUGCGCAUCUACAGCAGCAACUGCAUCCUUCUCCCCUCGUAGGGAUGCCCUCGGCUACCGUGGAAAGUAGUGCUUCGGCUACCAACAAAGCUACAUGCAGCGCCCCGGAUGUUUCACCGAAACGACAUGAAGAAAACGACAUCGGUUUCAACAGGCAAAUACACAGAGCUACCGAAGAAAUAGUGUCUCAUCAGCGAACAGUUUUGCAAUGA